This is a messenger RNA of Hydatigera taeniaeformis, 579 nucleotides long. NCBI's taxonomy places the organism in Eukaryota, Metazoa, Platyhelminthes, Cestoda, Cyclophyllidea, Taeniidae. The record is from the annotation of a GenBank genome assembly.
AUGCUGCCAUACAAGUUGCCAGAGCACGAGACCUUCCAUACAGCAUCGUUCAGUAGCUCGGAGAGGUGGCAGCCCUCCUCUUGGUGUCGAAACUCGCCUCCCCCGUCUCUACCAGCCUCUCUGCAGGAGCACCAUCACUUUCACCAUAACCAUAACAGCCACCGUGGGUUCUUUUGCAAAGAGGAUGUCCAGCAAACCCAUCUGUCCACUGCUGAUCCUACCCACCUUGAGAGUCUCAGUUUCCCUUGCAGCGGUGGGACUGCAGACGGCGCAUCGUCCAAAUGGGAGGCCGAAAAUGCCUGCCAUGAGGGUUCCACUCCUAGCCUAAAUUCCACUCCUGUACCUACUUCCGUCUCCGCUAGUGGUGGUGGCAGUGGCGAUGCCUUCUGGUCUUCCACGCUCUCCAGAGUUGCCGCUGUGGCCGCUGCUGCGAUGGCAUGCGCUGCAGUGCCUCAAAAGAACCCCAGAGAUGGACAUGCGGAGUUUGAAAACGCCCAUCUCGGUGAAGGGGAUGCAGAUAAAUCCAAUGUAAAGGAGCCAUGGUGUAGGAGUCAGCGAAAAAUACAUGCUCGAAGGUGA